Messenger RNA from Drosophila virilis, 2566 nucleotides. RefSeq names its product exocyst complex component Sec15 (gene Sec15). Gene Ontology annotation, biological process: intracellular protein transport; Golgi to plasma membrane transport; exocytosis. The record is from RefSeq and is a predicted model, not a curated record. Lineage: Eukaryota; Metazoa; Arthropoda; Insecta; Diptera; Drosophilidae. Gene Ontology annotation, cellular component: exocyst; membrane.
GUGCGAAGCGCAUUGAUCAACACUCAAACAACCGCAAAUGACAAAAACCUGGCUGAACAUUGAAAAAAUACAAUAAAUAAACUAAGAAUAAGUGCAAAUCAUGUCUAAAGUCACGGUACAGGAUAUAGAGGCCGUAGAUGAUUAUUGGGGUCCCACAUUCCGCUCAAUACUCGAGGGCAACAAUAGCAAAUUAAUCAGCGAACAGCUGGACCAACGCGUACGCAGCCACGACAAAGAGAUCGAACGCAUAUGCAAUCUGUAUUAUCAGGGCUUUAUUGACUCCAUACAGGAACUUCUGCAGGUCCGAACGCAGGCCAAGCAGCUGCACGAUGAAGUCCACUCGCUGGACACAUCGCUGCGCACCAUUAGCGCCUCCCUCAUUCAGCAGGGCAAUGAGCUGGUACGUGCCCGUCAAAUCGAAUCGAAUGUAGCCAGCGCCAUUGAGGCGCUUAAAUCCUGUCUGCCCGCCUUAGAGUGUUAUAUGAAAUUCACGCAGCAGGCGAAAAACAAGCAAUACUAUCAGGCACUGCGCACGCUGGAAACUCUUGAGACGGAGCACCUGUCGCGACUGCAGCGGCACAACUAUCGAUUUGCAACACAAAUGCAAACACAGAUACCCAUCAUAAAGGAGAACAUACGCCGCUCAGCGGCAGCCGAUUUUCGUGAGUUUUUGGAAAACAUACGUAAAUUUUCUCCUCGGAUUGGUGAACUGGCCAUUACGCACACCAAACAGUUGCAGAAACGAGAUAUCAAUGCCAUUAUACAAGAACACAAACAGCAGGCCAAUAGCGGCAUUGACGGUGGCAACGACGAUGAUGGAGGCAAUGUAAGCGCACAGGAUUUAAUCGAUUUUUCACCCAUUUAUCGCUGCCUCCACAUCUACAUGGUGCUGGGCCAACGGGAGUACUUUGAGAAGGACUAUCGCCAGCAGCGGCGUGAUCAGUCUAAACUGGUGCUGCAACCACCGCCGAAUAUGCACGAUAAUUUGGAAGCCUACAAGACGUACAUAUGCGCAAUUGUGGGAUUUUUUGUGGUUGAGGAUCAUGUGAAAAACACCGCAGGCGAAGUGGUCACGAACAGCUACCUUGAAGAGCUGUGGUCUACUUCGCUAACCAAGUUUGUCAAUGAGAUCAGCAUGAGCUCCUCCUCCUGCACCGACCCAAAUAUCCUAUUGCGCAUCAAGAACCUCAUUAUGCUGUCCAUCAACACCUUUAAGUGCUAUGGCUACACGGUGCAAAUUCUGUGGGAGCUGCUGCACGAUAUGCGUGAUCAUUACAAUGAGGUUCUCUUGCAACGCUGGGUUCAUGUAUUCCGUGAGAUUCUGGACAAGGAGCAAUUUGUGCCCAUGGUGGUGGAGAAUGUGGAGGAGUAUGAGUGCAUCAUCGAGCGCUUUCCCUUCCAUUCUGAACAGCUGGAGAAUGCACCAUUUCCCAAACAGUUUCCCUUCUCACGCAUGGUGCCGGAGGUGUAUCAUCAGGCCAAGGAGUUUAUGUAUGCCUGCAUGAAGUUCGCAGAGGAGCUGACACUCUCGCCCAACGAGGUGGCUGCCAUGGUACGCAAAGCGGCCAAUCUGCUGCUCACGCGCAGCUUUAGUGGCUGUCUCUCAGUGGUCUUCCGCCAGCCAAACAUUACGCUCAUUCAGCUUAUACAGAUCAUCAUUGAUACGCAAUAUUUGGACAAGGCUGGUCCUUUUCUGGAUGAGUUUGUCUGCCACAUGACCAAUACAGAGCGAAGCAUUUCGCAAACGCCCUCGGCCAUGUUUCAUGUGGCACGCCAGGAUGCCGAGAAGCAGGUAGCAGUACGGAUAUGCUCUAAAAUUGACGAGUUCUUUGAGCUGAGCGCCUAUGACUGGCUGCUGGUAGAGCCACCGGGUAUUGCCUCUGCUUUCAUCACGGACAUGAUCUCCUAUUUGAAGAGCACCUUCGAUAACUUCUCUUACAAGCUGCCACACAUAGCCCAGGCCGCCUGUCGUCGCACCUGCGAGCACAUUGCCGAAAAGAUCUACUCUAUAUUGUAUGACGAGGAGGUCAAGCAGAUCUCCACGGGCGCACUGACCCAAAUCAAUUUAGACUUGAUGCAGUGCGAAUUCUUUGCCGCCUCGGAGCCAGUGCCGGGCUUGCAUGAUGGCGAGCUGAGCAAAUAUUUUCAGCGUAAUCGUCAGCUGCUUGAUUUGCUUAUACUGGAGGAGUGGAGCACGUAUUUCCAUGACUAUGGCAAGCAGGAGAAUCGCUAUCAUCUGGUGCAGCCGCAGUCUAUUAUUGUUAUACUGGAGAAAAUACGCGAGGCGGACAAGAAGCCAAUUUUCUCGCUGGUGCGCAAAAAUGAUAAGAAAAAGCUGCUGGAGACGGUUCUCAAGCAGCUGAAGCACAUAGCCGAACGGCAGAGUUAGGAUGCGACUUUAUAAACUUUAUAGAUCUGGUUAAUAGAACAGACCUGGCUUAAUAAGGUAGUUUUUAUUCUUGUGGAAUUUAAUUCAAGAGCAUCACGCGAUAACUUUAAAUUGAGCAAACUAUCGAAAAAUAUGAAAUAACGCCCAAAUAAAAUGAGAUGUUCCAAAAACUUAAAA